CAACUGCUAAUUGUAGAUUAUCACGUGUUGUUGAUUUCAAUUUCUUAAAUUAUCUGAUACUUUAUGGAAAUGAUCACUCGCUAUGCGCAAUAAUCCUUGGCUACACCCAUCUUAUUCCUUGUUUUCUUGAUCCGUGAAGACGUGGAAUAAAUAAUUCUAAAAUGGACUCUGUUAAACGAAGCUGUUAACCACCACUCCCUGCUCUUUGUUUUUAGCAGUAUAAAUAUUGGUCUGGACUAACUGAACUGUAAAAACUCCACCGAACAAUUUCUAUGUGGGAGUCUUCGCGGAUGACGAAAUCAUUAAAAUGUUCGUGGCUCUUUAAGUACGUUUCUGUUCUCCAGGGUCCAUUCUUCAUGCAUCACUCGCCAAUAUCUUUGCAUAUGAAGGCCUAAGUAGCACAUUGGUUGAGCCAGGGGCGCUGUGCAGCGAGCGCCAGGGAGAAAUUCGGAGAUUACGAGCAGCUCCGUUCAUUCAGCACCACGGACAGAAGCCAGCGCGCUACAUUUUCAACGCUCAACUCUCCCUCCGGUGCCACUGUGGGCGUUGUUUUAGAGCCGCAGAUUCGGGAGGAACGUGGGAGCUGUCAUUUCUAAGACACAAUUGCUGGAGCCAGCAUCGUCACUGACACUAACGCUGUCAUCUCCAGCAUAGAAAAUUACAAGUGUUCGGAGUAUGUGAAUUUAAACGAUCACUCAUUGUAAGAUGCCUUUAAAAAAAUGCUGCUUCCAGUAACAACAUAUUUUCAGAUACGUUGAGUCGCUUGGUCUAAAGGAGGAAUUUGGAAGGAAAUGUCAGCGAGUGAACACGCCGGUCACCAAAUCGGAUUUUCAUUGCAAAAAAAAAAAUAAUAGAAGAAAAACGGUGGACUAGCAGCAGAAGAUAAACAUUCGCUGGAUUAACGGAAGGAACAUUUUCUUAUGUCGCUCUUGUCAUACUUGUCUAUGUAAAGGGACACCGGAAAAUGAUGUCUACCGAAAUAUUCUGUUUGUAAAUAGAAAAUAAUGGCGUAGCGUGCUAUUAUUUGCGCUGAAAAGUCCAUUUGUUUAUGAUAACUCGUUUGUCUUUACCGCCUCAAUGGUUCCCUCUAAAAACGUGAUUCUGACACAAACAUGCAGGUGGGCAGUGGGAAAUAUGUGUUUUAAACCUGUAUUUUGCGUUAUUCUAAACGUCUUCCUUUCAGUCUAACGUAUGAAGACACUUUAAGGCUUUAGGCGCAAGCUGACACACGUUCGUUUAGAGUUCCUUUGCUGCUGAUUUCAGAAGUUGGGAGGCUGCAACAGCGACAGGCGAGAAAGCACCUCACAUCCCCGAAAUUAUGGAAUGUGUUUUUGAAGUCGUUUGAUGUCAAGCGUCAGCGAAUCAGGUCAGUUAGGACAUCUCUCCCCACUGAAUUACACUUCGUACCUUUGCAACGGUUUCCUUUCCUGAAAUGAAGCAGAAUGAUGAUGUGUGACAGAGGAGUUCAAAUGCUAAUCACCACGGUGGGGGCUUUCGCCGCGUUCAGUCUGAUGACAAUCGCGGUGGGGACGGACUACUGGCUGUAUUCAAGAGGAGUGUGCAGGACCAAAUCGGCCAACGACAAUGACACCAGCAAGAAGAACGAAGAAGUGAUGACCCACUCUGGGUUGUGGAGAACCUGCUGUCUUGAAGGGACUUUUCGAGGAGUCUGUAAGAAGAUCGAUCACUUUCCUGAAGAUGCGGACUAUGACCAGGAUGCAGCAGAGUACUUACUGCGUGCCGUCAGAGCCUCUAGUAUCUUCCCCAUCAUGAGUGUGGGCCUCCUGUUCAUGGGGGGCCUGUGUGUAGCCGCCAGUGAGUUCUACCGGAGCCGCCAUAACGUCAUCCUCAGCGCAGGCAUCUUCUUCAUCUCGUCAGGCCUCAGCAACAUCAUCGGGAUCAUCGUCUACAUCUCGGCUAACUCGGGCGACCCCGGCCAGAGUGACUCGAAGAAGGGCUACACGUACGGCUGGAGCUUCUACUUCGGCGCGCUUUCCUUCAUCAUGGCCGAGAUGGUGGGUGUGCUGGCCGUGCACAUGUUCAUCGAGAAGCACCGCAAGCUGCGCGCCAAGUCCCGCACCGAGCUCAUCAAGAAGUCGGCGUUCAGCCGCAUCCCCAGCUACCGCUACCGCUUCCGCCGCCGCUCCAGCUGCCGCAGCAGCGAGCCGGCCUCGCGCGACGCGUCGCCCAUCGGCAAGGGCGGCUACACGGGCCCCGCCGCCGCCGACAUCUCCAUGUACACGCUGACGCGGGACCCCAGCAAGUCGGCCAUGGGAGCGCUGCUCAACUCGGAGCGGGAGUUCCUGCAGCAGACGCACAACUCCAACACCAAGGACUUCAAAGACGCCGCCAACAGGAGGACCACCCCUGUUUGAAACGAGUGAGAAAGAAGGAGAGAGAAAGUGAGAGAGAGAGAGAGAGAGAGAGAGAGAGAGAGAGAGACACGGACAGGUAGCUAGAGAAAAAGCAAAAGAGAGAGAGAGAGAGUGUUAGAGAGAAAGAGACCAGCAUAGAAACCAUACAGGUUUAUAAGGGUUAGUCUGAGCGGUGUCACAUAUUUUCAGACAUCUGAGUGGGCUCCAGAGGCCUAAACCCUUACUGCAGCCAAAGGAAGAGCACUGGAGGUCUUUGGGGCUGCCACCCUCUUUCUAUAACACUAUAUUUAAAUAUAGAUGGUUAAGUGUUAGAUCAUUGGUGCUUCCUUUUAUUCUCUCCCCUUUUUCAGCCACCCUUUCAUUUCUCCUGUAGUCAAAUAAAAAAAUAAAAAAAAACAUCCUCCCCUUCCCAAGGGCUACUUGGAUGAAAACAAUAUCUUGUCCCCUCAAUCUCCCCUCGUCAAAGUAGCUCUGAUGUUUCCCUUUUUUUAAUUCAGAAAAAAAUGUACGUGGUGGCUCGGGUUAUUUUAGAGCGAUGCACAAAUCUUCUGGGGUCUCCUCCUCGGGAGCGGAGGGCCAACGCCUGAGCGGCCGACUCUUACUCGCUCUGCGCCUUACGAGACAGUUCAGUACCUUUUGGCUGGGGGAGUGGCACACCUCUCGCUCCUAGUGAUUGUACACAACUGUGACAAACAAGAAAAGAAAAGAAAA
Messenger RNA from Clupea harengus (Atlantic herring), 3086 nucleotides. RefSeq names its product calcium voltage-gated channel auxiliary subunit gamma 3b (gene cacng3b). Lineage: Eukaryota; Metazoa; Chordata; Actinopteri; Clupeiformes; Clupeidae. The record is from RefSeq and is a predicted model, not a curated record. Gene Ontology annotation, molecular function: voltage-gated calcium channel activity; channel regulator activity. Gene Ontology annotation, cellular component: AMPA glutamate receptor complex; postsynaptic density membrane. Gene Ontology annotation, biological process: regulation of AMPA receptor activity; neurotransmitter receptor internalization; calcium ion transport.